UCAACUUUCUUUGUUCACAUAGAUAAGCUCCUCUGUACUUUGAACCUUAUUAUAGCAUUGUCCUGUCUUGGAAAACUUAAGCACUCAUAGCGAUGGCCAGAAAUGACUUGAAGCUUUUGGGUGCAUGGUUCAGUCCCUUUGCCCUGAGGGUGCAAAUUGCCCUUAACAUCAAAGGUUUGGACUAUGAGAAUGUUCAAGAGACCUUCAAUCCCAAAAGCGACCUGCUUCUUCAGUCCAAUCCUGUGCACAAGAAAAUCCCAGUUUUCUUCCAUGGAGAUAAACCCCUUUGUGAAUCUGCAAUCAUAGUUGAGUAUAUUGAUGAGGUUUGGACCAAUGGUCCCUCCAUUCUUCCUGCAAAUGCUUAUGACCGAGCUAAUGCACGAUUCUGGGGUGCCUACAUAGAUGACAAGUGGUUUAUGUCCAUGGUAAACAUUCUAACUGCUGAAGAUGAUGAAGCAAAGAAGCCAUACUUUGAGCAAAUGGAAGAAGUGCUUGUGAGGAUGGAAGAUGAGUUCAACAAGUGCAGCGAAGGAAAGGCCUUUUUUGGAGGAGAUAAGAUUGGAUUCAUUGAUAUUGCUUUUGGGAGCUUUUUGAGUUGGUUAUAUGUCACAGAGAAGAUGAAUGGAAAGAAGAUGCUUGAUGAAGCCAAGACUCCUGCUUUGGUCAAAUGGGCUUCAAGCUUUGCUGCUGAUCCUUCUUUGAAGGGUCUUCUACCAGAGACUGACAAGCUUAUUGAGUUUGCCAAGGUUCUUCAGCAAAAAUUGAGGGCUGCUGCUUCUGCCAAAUAAACAAUAUUGUUGAGAUGACUUGCUUUUCAAUUUGUUAUCUAAAUUUGGUUAUCCCUGUGUUUUCUUCUGCUUUUGGACUGUAAUGUUAAAAAACAAAUUAGACAUAUUUGAACUGGUUUGCUUAUUAUGUAUGGAGAAUCAAUCCAUUUACAAUGCCAAAUUUGGAUAAAAUCCAUGUCCCAACCUAAAUAAAGAAAGGUUUCGGCAGCA
Molecule: messenger RNA, 998 nt
Organism: Gastrolobium bilobum
Lineage: Eukaryota; Viridiplantae; Streptophyta; Magnoliopsida; Fabales; Fabaceae
Product: glutathione S-transferase U17-like
Exons: 2
Coding region: 93-788 (231 amino acids)
Biological process (GO): glutathione metabolic process
Cellular component (GO): cytoplasm
Molecular function (GO): glutathione transferase activity
Source: RefSeq, a predicted model, not a curated record